UUUAUUACAUUUUUACCCCUACACGUCUACAUCAACUAUUUUACUUACCAUCUUUGUUUUAUUACAAAAAUACCACCUACUCAUCAUUCCAUGCACAGACACGUGUGCCAUCCCCAUCACACAUCAAUCAAAUCUCACUCUCUUCCCUCUAUUUUUUCCUUUUCUUUCAAUUUCAUUUUCGAUUUUCCUUCUGUUUUUUUGUUGUUUGGAAGAUCAAUAACCUCCAUUGAUAAGCUUAACCACCCAUUAUUCAUCACGUUUUUUCCCUCUCGUUUUUUGUUCAUCCAAAAAAUUUCAACUCCCACUCAACCCACGAUUUCUCAACUGUUUUUCCCUCUCAGUUUCAUCUUGUUUCAAAUUUAUUUAUAAAAUGGCCAUCACUCGUUCAUCAUCAUCACCUUCUCCAGUUCACAAACAAAAAUCGAAAAUGGGAAAGAAAACUUUGGCUAACAAAUCAAAGGGUAAACGCCCCCGAUCGUUGAAGAGUAUAAUUCUGAUUUUGAUGCUCCUCUGACCAAGCGUGGGAGGCCACAUACUUCGAAGAAAACGAAGCUCAAUGUGGAGGAGCAAACGGUUCAAGAAAUUUCUGGGAAAAAAACUAGUGCCUCUGCCGAAGUUCGAACAGAGGUUGGUUUUCAGUUUCAUUCUCGUUUCCCCCUUUUUCAACAUUUAGACUUUUCCCAGAUUUUUGCGUUUUUUUGUUCAUUCUGCUUUGUGUAAUUUUAGGGUUUCAUUUUGAACAUUUCGUUUUAUGUUGUUUAAUUUUUUAGGUCUUUAUUGUUGGUUUUGAGCAAUUUAUUUUGUUCUUUUAUGGGUUUGGUUUUUAAAUUUGAUUUUAUUUUCUUUAUUUUCAGUGUUUGUUUGUGCUUUAGGUUCUGUAUUUUGUUUUCGUUUUUAGUGUGUACAAUCAGUCGUAUGUAGUUUCUUAUUAAUUUUUUUAUAGUUUAAUGUUGUUAUGUUUGAUGUGUUUUUCGAUUUUCAUUAGGUCUAGUUGUUUGCUGUUAGUUUUUAGGUUUCAAAACAAUUUUAGAUCUUUGCUGUUUAUUUUUGUAUAGUUGUAUCUGUUUGGUAGUUUGUUUUUGGUUUGUUUAUAGUUUUAUUAUAGUUGUCAUACUGUAUUAUUCACGAUUAAAAAUUUAUUGUGGCCAUUUUGGUUAUUUUGCAGGUUUGGGACUACAAAUUUAGUCCUUCUGAUUACUAUAGAUCUAAGUGUGUUUGCACUAGUCUUUUUUAUGUCAUAGAUAAUAUUAAGAACACUUUGUUUGUUAAUUUGUUGUGUAUGUUUCGUGAAACUCAGUUUGGCCAUUUUCUAGGUAUGCCUGAGUUUGUUUUUCAUCCGCAAGUUGUCCAUAGUUUAUUACUGAGGGAAGUUUUCCAGCCCAAUCCUAAAGAGUUUUGGGCUAAGGUUGCUGGCCGUUGCAUACGGUUUAGUGCUGAGGAAUUUUAUUUGAUUUCUGGAAUUGAUUGUUUCGGUGAUUGCAACAAGUUGUUGUUUUCACAGGAAACAAAUCAGUUGGUAGAAAUCUGUUUUCGUGGUGUAAAAACCAUUGACCACAAAGCCAUUGAGGAUGCUUUCUUGGGUAGUAGGUGAGGUUUGGAUGAGUCCCUUGGUUUGAAAAUGGCUGUUUUGUAUUUUAUUCAGUGUUUUCUUCUUAGUAAUACUCCUGAUAAAGAAGUAUCUAGGUUUGAUCUAGAAGUUGUGGAUAGCGGUCGGUGGGACGAGUAUUGUUGGGGUAGGGAAUCCUUUGAAUUGACAAUUGAUUCAUUCAAAGGUAGAAUUCAGCAUGGGAUUUUAAUGAAAAAUAAGAAGGCAGAGAAGGGAGGCCAGUAUGAUGGUUGGUAUAGGGCUUUGGGAUGUCCAUGGGUUUUUACGGUUUGGUUUUAUGAAUGAUGUCCUGUUAUGGUGAACUCUUUCUGUAAAAGAGGUUCAUCUUCUAUUCCAAGGAUUCUGAAUUGGAGCAACACCAUUGUCACCAAAAUUCCAACUCUUCGAGACUUGAAGGGCAAGAUUUUUGAUUUGCCGUUGAACAAGGUAAUUUACAGUUUCUUUACUGUUUCUUUUCAGUUUUAUUUAUGUUGUUAAUUUUUAGUUUUUUAAAUUGUUUUUAUAUUUUCAUAUUCUGUUUGAUUAUGUUGUUCAGUUGAAGAUCAAAAACAUGUGUCCUACUGAUGAAGAGAGGCAGAAGCUUCAACUUGACGGUUUAUUUCUUGAUGAGUUUAUUGAUGACCGUGGUGUAGCGAAGCAAUCCUUUGAGAGUGGGUCAUCUUCAAAGAAAUCUGAUUCAGUGGAUAUUGAUUUGAUGAAAUCUAAGUUGGAGAUGGUCAUUUCGAAUCAAGCAUCAUUGGCCGAAGACUUCAUAUCAUUGAGGUGUUUUGUUGAUCUUAAUUUCAAGUCCGUAAUGACUGUAAUUAAGGAUAUUCAGGAGAAGGUUAAUGCCAUUCAUCGUCGUCCUUCUGAUGAGGGAAAGUCAUCUGAUGAAUUAGUAACUCAAGAUUCUGAUGAUGAUGGUGAUGAUGAUGAUGAUGAUGAUGAUGAUGAUGAUGAUGCUGAGGAUGAUGAGAAGGAACUGCCUGAUCCAGAAAAUAUUGAUUCCGACUCCGACGAUGGUGGUGAGUUGGUUAAAGUUGGUGGUGAUGCUGAUGAUGCUGACAAGGUUGUUACUGAUGUUGCCCCUGCUGAUGUGAAUCCAUCUGAGGCUGUUGGAGGGAGUGAUGAAAAUGCUAAGGAUGUUGAGAAGCCAAAGGGUGAUGAGUCUCGAUUAAAGGGGGACGAUUUCUUUGAUGGGUUAAGCCAGCUUGAAAUAGAUGAUGAUCAAGUUGUGUUGGUUGGCUUGGAGGCUGUUGGUAAAAUCCAUGUAAGUGUAUUUUUAAUUGGUUGCAAGAAAAUUAGGUUUCUUUUUGGUUGCUCAAUAGUUUUUAGUUUGUUUUGCAACUGUUUAAAUGCAUUCUUUCUUUUUUAGGUCCCCGCACCCAAUCCAGAUGUUGUUGGUCAAAAGUCAGCUGCCCUUCAUACUGAUGAAGAAACUGAGGACACUGUCUCUGAUACACCUCUUUUGGAUAAGAGGAAGCGUGCUCCGGCCUUGAAAUCUCCUUUCGUUGAUUUCGGGUCUGCUGAUGUGGGGAGCACUCCAACGGAGCUUAUGUCCUCAGGUUCUCAAUCAGCUGGGGAUGAUAGGGAUUUUAAAAUGGUGACUUAUGUGAAGGGCCUUUAUACUCUUAAUGAUGCAUUUGCUGAUCUCGUAUCUCCCGAGAUUGAGGCAAAAUUUGACGCGUGAAUUUGUCAAGGCUUGCUUAAACAUCCUAGGUGACUGUUUUUAUUAAAUCUGUAUUUGUAUUCUGUUUUAUUUUUCAGUUUUAUUCUGGUUUUAAUGCUAUUUUUUGUUGUUUCUUUGUUGUUUUAGGCAUUACAAUUGUUAUGUUGAUAGCGCAAAGAAAUUUACCUCGGGUUUUAGGCUAGGUGUUGAUUAUGUGGAGGAUAAAACUUGGUUUUAUCAUUUGGCUACAUGCGACAUGUUUAUAAAUGACUCGGUAAAGUUUUCAUUUUCCAUUGUAGUUAUGAUAGUUUGUUUUCAAUUGCUUUGUAAAUGUUUUUAAGUUUUGAUACUGUAGUACAGUUUUUUAACAGUUGUUCAACCUUUUCAUUUGUGUUUUUGUGUUGUUUUUGUUUCAGUAUAUGAACACCAUAUUCUAUUACCUUAGGAAAAAAGGUAAAUAUUCUUCCGUUGUGACGUUGAAUUUUGCGACAAUCGAUUGUCUCUUUGAUGAUUCCAUCCAAGCUUUGUACCAUAAAUAUAACAAAGCCAAGUCAAUGAAGACUAAGAUGUCACACAUUCACGUUGCCCACCCAAUAGCGCAUUACAUUCAAGGUUUGUGCAUUCCGUGUUCUAAGCCUUGGUAUGAAGUCGAUCAUGUGUUAUUCAUCAUCAAUCUAAGGAGGGAAAGUCAUUGGGUGUUUGGUCGUCUUGACUUGAAUGAAGGGAUUCUGUUUCUGUAUAAUUCUCUGAGGACUGCGAAAAUGAAUGCUGCAGCUAGGAAUGCCAUGAAGGCUUAUUCUGUGUUGCUGCCUUUGUUUUUUGAUCUACUUGGUUUCUGGAAGAAUAGGUCACAUGCUCCUGCUUUAGGUUUUGACCCUACAGCUCCUUUAAGAAUCGUGGAGAUUAGUGGUCUGCCGUCUCGGCAGAAAAAGUGAGUGUUUCUUUUAAGUUUAUUUUAUGUUGUUUUUUAGUUGCUAAACUGUUUAUAUUUUUUCUGUUUUUAUAGUGAUUGCGGAGCAUAUGUUGCUGCAUUUGCCGAGUUCUUUAUCCACGGAAAGGAUGUUCCUGCGGACUUUGAUAUCGAAGUUUAUCGUACUCGGCUUGCUGCACUUUUCUUCUCAUAUGGCCAAAGGAAAAUUGAUGAAAGCAUUGAUAGCGAGGAUGAGAAGCAAAGCAAGUCUUCUAAGGCUUCUAAAUUGAAAAAAUAGGAUCUUUUAUUUUGGUGACUAUUUUGUGUUAUUGGUUGAAUCUAUUAUUUGACAAUAGUUAGUGUUAUUGGUUGAAUAUAGGUAUUAUAUUUGGUUUUAUACUCUGGAUCUGGUUUAAAACUUUUAGGAUAUUUGACAUUUAGUCCUUAUAAUAUGUUUAUUGUAUAGGUUUGUAUCAGCAAAAGUUGUAUGUUUUUCUAAUUGUUCAAGUUUUUAUAUACAGUCACACAACUAUAGAGAAACUAUUAUCCAACUGAAUACAAACAAUGUACUUAUAUUUCUAAAUUGUGCUAUGAAUGUAUUUUUAUUCUUUGUUCUUCCAUUGCUCCUUUUUCCUUUAUUUAGUUAUGUUUUAUCAAUUCUUACCUGACUGCUUUUAAAACUGUAAAGAAGAAGUUAUUCCUGUACUUAAUAUUUACGAAGUGUCGCAACUGUAACAAAACGAUUUUGAAACUAUUAAAAAACUGUUUCAAAUUUCAUAAAAAUGAAAUCCCAUGUAUUUAGAACAUAACAUAUCAACGUGUUUGAAUUUGCACACAGAAUUAAACAAUUCAAAUAUUUCAUAUGUAUCUAUUUUAUUGCUUGAUUGUUGCAUGUCUUUCGAUUGUGUCCGUGUUGACCACAUUUGCUGCACCUGUUAUGUUUUUUUUGUAUCCCAUUCAGAUAAAAACCUUCAUUUCCUUGGUCUUCCAGAUCUUAUUUUCUGGUUUGGUGGCAGAACAAUGAUAUCUUUUAUGUUUUGUGGCACAUCCCAUGUUGUGUGAUUGUGUACCGAAUAUGUUGAGCCGCUGUAUGUUUCAAGCCAUGUUCUUGUGGUGUAAUAACCUGAACAGUAGUUGUAAACAUUCAAGUUCAUCUCUUUUAUAACAGCAAGCGCAUGAGCACACGGUAACUCGUCAAGUUGGAAUCGGUUGCAACUGCAUGUUUUCUCCUUGAGGUUGAUGACCCAUGAUCUGGUUAGUUCUAAGACUUCGAACAUGGUCUCGUUUAUUGGUUUUACCUGCGGAUUAAGUAAAUUUAUAAAAUUGUUAUUAUGUAUAACAACGGAAAGCAAACUAUUAAGAAACUAUAAUGCAACUAAAAUAUUAAACAGAUUAUUACAUUUUCUGUCAAUGAGUCCACAAAGUUGUGACUAAUUUCUUCUCUGCUGUAGGUGUUAAAAAUGUUGUUGUUUUUUGUGCUUUUUUCCUGUUUGUGUAUGUCCAUUGUUGUAUCAAAGCUCUUAAUGACUCCAUCAGUGUUGUGAUUGGUAGCUCUCUAGCUGCUAAGUUUGCUGCAUUUAGAGAUUCAGCAAUGUUUGAAGUCAUAGUUGAAUACCUGUUGUUUUUGCAGUGGUAUCUUGACCAUUUGUGGUGUCCAACUUGUUGUAAAUAUGGUCUGACACGGAUGUCCAAGCUGUCCAACUCGCUCAUAUGGUAUUCAAAUUUCCUCUCUGUGUAUGCUCUGGCUGCAGCGAAGAAUGGUUUAUCCAGCUUGCUUGCAUUCUUCUUGAAGGUUGCUUUUAGGUUGCUUAACAGGUGGUAGACACAAUAACAAUGCGUGAUUUCUGGAAAUGCUUGAGCAUCUGCCUUAAUUAUGCUCUCAUGUCUAUCUGAGAUCAAGCACUGUUCCUCUCUAAUCCCAUAUGUUUCUCUUACUUUUGUGAAAAACCAUUGCCAUGAGUUGUUGUUUUCUGAAUCCACAACAGAAAAAGCUAGUGGAAAAAUGUGCCCAUUUGCGUCUUGUGUACAAGCAGAGAGCAAUGUACCUCCAUAUGUUGAUUUAAGGAAAGUUUCGUCAACAACUAUUAUAGGUUUGCAUUUCUUCCAUCCUUUUAUUGAAGCAUCCAGUGCGACAAACAAGUACUUGAAGUUGUUGUCAUCCUUUGUUUGCAUGUGCACUAUUGUUCCGGGAUUAGUUUUUUGCAACAUGUGCAAAAAAUCGGGCAGCAGCUUGUAUGAUUCAUUGGCUUUUCCUCGUAAUUCUUCUUGCGCGUGCUCUUUGCUUCUCCAUGCUUUCAUGUAGUUCAUUCUCACCCCAUACUUGUGUUUCAUUUCUCCUCUAAUGUCUUGUGGUGUUUGAGUUGUUUUUAUGUUGGUAAACCGUGGCUUGAUGUAGUUUCCAAUCAAUUUCGUUGUAGCUUGUCUUUUGUCGGCAAAUCUUAUGUUUAGAUCACAAGUGUGUAUCACCUUUAUGUCGUACUUUCGAAUGAUGAAUGACUUUGUUGGCCCGUUUCUGGAUGCCGUUAGUGCCCACUUGCAUUUUGGAUCCAAACAACAAAUCUUGUAUGUUCUUGCACAUGAUUUUUUCACUCUGAAUUGGAAGUUGUUCCUAAUUGCAUAGAAACCAAGCACACUCUGCAGUGUUUCUUUGUCUUUGUAUAUUUGUGCUUCUUCUAUUUCAGGAUGUUGUGGAUCUGUGAUUAGUAGUUCGUCAUAAUCUGUGAUUUCUGGUUCCUUGUUUUUGUUGUUUUCCAGUUGCUCAACCAUCUCCUCUGCCACAAGUUUUGCAUAGUCCAUGAAGUCAAAAUUUUCUCCCCCAAAUUUCGGUACUGUAGCUUCAAUUGUAUGUUGUUGAUUUGUUGAGUCUUCUGUUGUUUCUGCAUUGUAUUCGAUCGGUUCGAAGGCGCUUGUAUGUGUAAUUUAUGAAUUGUCAUUUCCCAAGAAUGAUGCAUUGAUGGUUGUUGUUGGGUUGUGGAUGACAUUCACACACAAUGGGUAUGUUGUGAAGUCGGGGUCCUUCAGUUUGAGUUGUAUGUAGAAAUGCAGGCUUUGAUCAUCAUUUAUCCUCAAUGGUUGGUAUCCUUCCUUCACUUGAUAUUUCAGUUGCAAAACAGUGUUUUCUUGGUUGCACUCCAGGACAUCUUUGAGUUUCUGUUGCAAAUCUUCAUAGUUACAAUUGGCUGAAAUGUAAUGUCCACUGGCUUCAUAAUUUUCAUAAUUCAUUCGAUCAUCGAAUUGUCCAUUGUAGAAGACUAGGAAUGGAAUGUCUUUCCUUUCUUGUGUUUUUGCAAUGGUUAUUAGUGCAAGGCAACAAAUUUUAAAACUGGUUUGAUUCUGUUAUGAAAUAGAGUACAAACUUACUUCUAUCUAUGUCCUUUUGUUCAAGCAUUGUAUUUCCUGUCCUGAUUCCUGCUUUUGCCAUUUUUUUUUUUGUUGUUAAUAAACUACAAAGAAACGAGAAUAAAACUAUUAAGAAACUUCAACAAAAAUUUCAGAAACUAACCAUUUCUCAAACUGUUUUAUCAUCUAUCUUUUCCAAAAUAAAUUCCUGCAAAAAAUGUAAUUAAACUAUUAUUAAAUGAUUAUGCAACUGUAAAUCAACUUAAAAACCACAACUUUUUUCUCAAAAUUACAUAGUUCUUACUCAUUGUUUUCAUCAUGUUUAUUUGAAUCAGAUCAAUUUCCAACUAUUUAAAACUAAUUUGCCACCAUUUACAUAAAUCAUACCUUGUAUAUCUGCUAGCUUUUGGUACUCGUCAAUUGACACUUCUUCAUGAUUUGUAAACCAUUUUAAAACGAUAAUGCAACUGUAAGGCAACGCAAAAAAUUAAAAAAAGUCUUAUUAGUAUCAUGUGGUUCCUUAAUUAGAAUCAGUUCUUGUUUUUUGUUUUUAGAAUCUGAAUUGCCUGUUGUACACCAGUGAAUCAACCAGAAUGCAACUGUGUAUGACGUAUAUCAUUUUUGAAAAAAAUUUCAUUUCAUACCUUUUUUUGGAUUUGAGGGGGAGCUCCAGAUCUGUUCAAUACAGAUUUACAUUGCUUCAAUCUGGAUUUUCGACGCUCGUUUGAGUGAUAUUGCACGAUAAAAAACCGAAAUCAAAUGUUUAAUUUAAAUUUCUCCACGGUUUUCUGGUCUUUUUUUUUUAAUUUUCUGUUUAGAUCCUUGGAUUUGUUCGUUUCCUAUCGAAAUUCGCCGGAAUUUAUGGUUGUUCUACGCUCGAUCUGGUUUCAUUCUGGUUGCGUAGCCGACUGCAUCGAUGGAGGUUCCUUCAUCGUCUCCGUUCGUGACGUGCGACUGAAGGUAUAGGUCAGGUGGUAUUUUUGUAAUAUAUUCAAUGUGGGCUAUACAAAUGUUGAUUGGGCCGGCCCACAGUAUUUUUGUAAUAUUUUACCCUUUUUGGAAUUUUCCUGUUUUUUUCCCAUAUUAAUAUGAAGAAAUUUUUACAUGAAAAAUAGAAAAGGCUAAUUUUAUUACCAAAAUACCACUACACGGUUAAAAUAAACAUUUAUACACUUUAUCUUUACUUUAUUACAUUUUUACUACAUGCACACACAAUACAUGCAGAUGACACAUCAGUGAUGUAUUAUAUCAAUCUUUCAUGACAUCAUUUCCCUUCUUUUUUUUUCUUCUUUUUUAUAUUAUUUUCUAUUUUUUUUCCGUUUUUUU
Cannabis sativa is the source of this 8829-nucleotide messenger RNA. Its product is annotated as acidic leucine-rich nuclear phosphoprotein 32-related protein 1-like. The coding region runs from base 2157 to 2960 and encodes 267 amino acids. NCBI's taxonomy places the organism in Eukaryota, Viridiplantae, Streptophyta, Magnoliopsida, Rosales, Cannabaceae. The record is from RefSeq and is a predicted model, not a curated record. The transcript has 2 exons.